AGGCUGCUGAGCAGGGCACCAAGGUCGGAAAGUGGGCUGACGCCUCCGACGAGGAGGAGGAGGACGCGAAGAUCUACAAGCCCGUCUCCGACUCGGAGUCCGAUCAGGACGCGGACUCCGACUGGGAGGGCAAGCACGGCGCGGAGGGAAGCAAUCGCAAAGCCGACACCGAAAAGGACAAGGAAACCGCCCCGAGGCAGCAGGCCAAGGAGGAUGCCGCUCCGGCCAAGUCGAAGAAGGACAGAAAAAAGGAGCAGAAGCCCGAGGACGAGGACCUCGACCAGGUGCUCGCCGAGCUCGGCAUCGAAGUGGGAGGGGACGACGCGGCGCAGCCGUCUGCUUCUUCGCAGAGAAGAAAAAAGAAGAAGGAGAAGGAGGCGGCGGCCGGGGACGCCGCGGCGCCGGCGGAGGACAAGGAGAAGCCAGCCACUGCGGCUCCCGAGGCGAAGCAGGUAGAAGCGGAGGAAGAGGUUGACGAGGCCAAGAGGCAGGAGGCCCUGGAGGCCUUGAAAAAGAAGCAGGCCGCGAAGGGGAAGAAGGGCCCCUCGUCGGAUGCCGUGAAGAUCGCGCAGGCGGAGGCGAAGAAGAGAGCGGAGGCGAAGAAGGUCAAGAAAGAUAAGUCGGCGU
Prorocentrum cordatum is the source of this 627-nucleotide messenger RNA. NCBI's taxonomy places the organism in Eukaryota, Dinophyceae, Prorocentrales, Prorocentraceae. The record is from the annotation of a GenBank genome assembly.